GAGGAGGAGGACGAGGAGGGCUACACCGCGCGGGCGCUGUACGACUACCAGGCCGCCGCGCCCGACGAGAUCAGCUUCGACCCCGACGACAUCAUCACCAACAUCGUCAUGGUGAGUAGAGGAGGAGGAGGACGAGGAGGGCUACACCGCGCGGGCGCUGUACGACUACCAGGCCGCCGCGCCCGACGAGAUCAGCUUCGACCCCGACGACAUCAUCACCAACAUCGUCAUGGUGAGUAG
Messenger RNA from Cydia pomonella (codling moth), 240 nucleotides. RefSeq names its product src substrate protein p85-like. Gene Ontology annotation, molecular function: actin filament binding. Gene Ontology annotation, biological process: regulation of actin filament polymerization. The annotation marks the transcript as partial. Gene Ontology annotation, cellular component: cortical actin cytoskeleton; site of polarized growth; plasma membrane. The transcript has a single exon. NCBI's taxonomy places the organism in Eukaryota, Metazoa, Arthropoda, Insecta, Lepidoptera, Tortricidae. The record is from RefSeq and is a predicted model, not a curated record.